CCCCCGAUGGAAACGUACCAUCAUCAUGUUUGUUAAGUUUAUUUUUCAAACUGUUUAAACAGACUUCAGAUUAAAUCUUCAUCUACAAAGAAUAGAUAUGAUUUAUAUAUACCAAUACAUUUUAUGAAUCAAUUGUUUUACUACACGGUUUCAUCAUUCCAAGAUAUCUUCAUUAUCUUUAGUUUUUAUUGGUACAUCUUUAUCAUCAUGAUCUCAUGUCCUUGAACAUGUUGAAGACAGAAAAUCAUUUCUAAGGAUAUUAGUCAGGAUGCCAAAAUUGAAAAGAAAUUGCUGGACUCUUCCUUAUCACAGAAAACGAAGGGCAAUAAAGCAGCUUCAGCAUGUAAAGUCAUUGAGAAAGAAAACAUUGGCUUCUACAAAACCUGAGGAGUUUACUGUUGAAGAAGCUGAUAGUGGUGUUGUCAUAGGAACUGGAACAAUUCAUGAUUCUUAUUGGUCAGUUACUAUUCCUGAGGAUGGCAAUCACUUUGAUGGAGAUUUGAAUAAUGGCACUACACAAGACAUUUUUAAGAAUGAACAUAUUGAUUUAGAGUUAGAAAUUGAUGUAGAUGAACAUUUGGCCAAAGAACAAUGCAUACAAAUAAAUGGAGAAGAAGAAAAUAGUUUUGAAAAAAUAGAUAUAGAAGGAAAUUGUAACACAGAACAUGAUAUAAGAAUAGAUGAAGAAGAAGAAAAUAGUUUUGAAACAAGUCAGUAUGUUGGAAUUGGCUCUGAGAUGGUGUCAUCUGAGAGCAAUGAAUUAUCAGGAGUUGUUUCCCCUAUAACAUCGUAUAUUGACAACAGUUACAACACUGUUCAAACUGAUGGUAUAAGAUUAACUAGAAACGAGGAAAAUAGUUUUGAAACCGUUCAAUAUGUUGAAAUAGGCCCUGAGAUGGUGUCAUCAGAGAAUAAUGAAUUAAACAGAGUUGUUUCCCCUUUUCCAUCAUAUAACAGCUAUAGCACUGUUUUCACAGAUCAUGUGACAGAUGCUAAAUGCCAUCAGGAUUCCAAUGAUGUAUCGGAGAGCAAUGAGUUAGGCGGAGUUAUUUCCCCUAUAACAUUAUAUAACAAUAACAGUUACAACACUGCUCAAACUGACACUAGAAGUCAAAAGAAUUACCAUAAUGGAUCAGAGAGCAACAUUUCAAAUGAUUUGGUCACUGUUAAAGUUGAAUUACCUGAUGGAACCACAGAAUUAUUAGAAUCUAUUCCAUACGACAGUUACCAAACAGUUCAGUCUGACAUAGACUUGUAUGGUUCACAUACUGACAAUGUAAACAUUCAGAAUAAUAAGAUUAUGUCCGAGUCAGAAUUGUUCAGAAUAACACACAAUGUGAACACUAUUCCUGACCAGUCAAUGCCAGGAUCAUCAACUCAAUCGUUUAUUCCUGCACAUGAUCAUGUUGAGGAAGGUCAGGAAAAUUGCCAGGAGUGGGAUAUUGGAAUGCUUCCAUUUGUUAUGGAGACAAUGAAGGAACAAGAAAAUACGCAAAGUUUACUUGACAAAAAUAUACAAAAGGCAAAGAAAAAGAAAGUACAGGAAGCUAAAUGGAAAGCUGGUAUAUGUAGUUUUAAUAGGUGCUGCCCAGGAUGUGAUACUUUUGGAAAUAAUGUACGCAAGCCAACAAAAUCCAAGAAGACAAAAACUACCAAAACUGCUUCAGUUUUAGGUGAAGAGAAAAUUCAGUUAUGUUCAAAACGCAAAAUUCCUAAAGAAAGAUGUGAUUUUUGUGGAAUGGUAUUUAGUGGUGCUUCGCAAAAAUAUAAAAAACAAAAUCAUAUCAUUGCUGAGCAUUGUUCCAAAGAAGUCAGGGAACAGCUCCGGAAAAGGAAAAAGAAAGACGAAGUUGUAUAUAAAACUAAAUUGAAGUUCAAGUAUGCAGAGAUUAAACUAAAUUUAGAGUUUCCAGAUGAACUCUAUGGGAUGGAAUGCAUAGAAUGUAAUAAAGUUAUCAGAGAAGAACAUUUUAGAAAAAUAUUAAAAUGUACAAAAUGCAACUAUUCCUCGUUGUGUUCACGGGCUUAUAUAGAACACAUGAUUAAUAGGCAUGGAACAAAAAACAGAGCUUCCAAUAAAUUUGUUCCAUGUUCUUCAAGGUUCAUGGAGUGUGCCUGUGGCUUUGUUCAUAUUGAAGGCAAUAAAAUGGCGGAACAUUUACAUUUAUGUGAAUACAACCAGUUUAGUUGUAAGAUCGUUCAUUCAAAACAAAUCAGCAGCGGACGUGAAGAUGACCCGGAUAUUGAUGUAAUUACCAUUGAAGACUACAUAAAUGAAACAUCUCAGGAAAUAGAGUGUACAGAAAUCAGAGAUGAUGCGGCACUUCAAGAAAGAUCAACACCAUCAAAAGUACUUUACAAUUAUAAGAGACAUAAAUGCAGCAAGUGUUUUACCAUACUUAAAAAACAAAUUGAAGAAGAACAACAACGAAAGGCAAUACAAGAGGUGAAUGAACACCACAAUUACAAUAAACCAUCAUGCUUAUCACUUCAAACUAAUUCAAAAGAAGUUUAUGUCUGGGAACCUCGCUUCCCAUUUGGUAUUCCAACAGUCGUUAAUGAGUCACUUACAAACCUUCAGAAUUCACAAGUUAUAGAAAAUCAAGCACUACAAUCUGUAGGACAGAGUUCUGGAUCUAGGGAAAAUUGGACCUGGACCAAUAGUAAACGAAGUCAACAAAGGAAAGAUUUGAAAGAAUUGAUUCAGCAAAGACAAAAUUUGGAAAAAUUGAUUCAGCAAAAAACGAAAAAGACACUCGAACCAACAGAAACGAAUAAGAAACCAAGUAGAAAUAAUGUCCAUAACGGUUUGGAACGUCGACGUAAGCCAAAACCAACAGAUACGAAUAAGAAACCUAGUAGAAGUGAAGUCCAUAACGAUUUGGAACGUGGACGUAGGCGAGAAAUGUCCGACUUUUUCACUGGAUUGAUGCGUUCUCUUCCAGGAUAUUCUGCUGGAAAAGAGUCAAUACCAAAAAUUAAAAUUUUGAAAAAUGCAGAAAAAUGUAUAAUAAGUCUUACGAAAGAAUCGUUUGACCUUGAACAUGAAAAAGAAUGGCUGCAAAGGCAAAAUUUUCUACUCAAUGAAAAUUUAAAGCAUUGCAACGAAAUGAUAACUGUUUUACCAUUAACUUGAUCUUUAUAUCAAAUCCGAUUUUAACAAGAUCACUGGUAUCUUUCCACAGUAUUCCUGUCAUUCUCUGUUUUUUCUUUCUUUGAGUGUCUGUAAAAUAAAUGAUUUAAAAAAAAAAUCUUUUUAGAUAAUUUUUUUUGGAUGCAAAAUGUACAGAUGCACAGAUAUUGAAGUACUUAUAUUAUAUAGAUUAAUGGUUUUUAAAAUAUUUGAUGUGUUUAUGUUCAUAAGCAUAUUAUUCUGAAACUUUUCAGACCAUAGACGUAACUUUUCAUUUUUGUCGAGCCUGCGACUUUUGUGAGCAACUAAGACAAUGCAGGAAGACUUAAGGGCAUACGAUACAGUAACAGGGGAGGUCAUGACGUCGCUAACGAAUAAUGUUAUUUUCGCGACGUCAAACUGUGACAUAACGGGAAAAGAUGCAUUUUUCGACUGUUUUUAUGAUUUAAACUGAUGUAACUUGAAAAAUGCCGUUUUUCCUAAAAUCCUGAAACUUUAUUAUUAAUCAAUUAUUUCCAUAGAAUUGUUGUACAUAUUAAUAGUAUAUAUAUGUAAAGAAGAUUUUCAUUAUGUGUUUACAAAAUCCGCUUGUGCUUAUCUGUUGAAACAAAAAAGUUAAGUGUGUCUAUUCGAAGGAUACAAAUGUCCAACAAACCGAAAUGUUGAGUGAAUGUCUUAAAUUUCGACCCCUUUUAUCUCUUAAAGUAGCUUAUGAAGGUAUAUUUUUUAUUACAUAUUUGAAUUGCUUAGGUGAAAAAAGAUUCAUCAUGGGAUCAAAACUGUAUCGUAUUCCCUUCAGAAUGCAAUCAGUGGCGUCUGUAGUAUCAAAAAUUUAUUUACAUUUUUGAUUAAAUUAGUUUAAGAAGAAUCCGCAUUGGUAUGUCAAUGAUUAAUUUGAAUUAUCAUAAUAGAAUAGAGAAUGGUAGCAUAUCUUAUGACAGAGCUUUUUCUUGAAAGUUUAGGAACUCUCGAUAUAGACGGUCCAGUUAGGCAAGGUGUACCUUUCUUCGACGAGGAUAGAACAAAGCUUUUGACAGUUGUUUGGUCUCCAAUCGACCAUGGUCCUUUGACUUUGAAGUUACGUAUGAUUUACAUGUGAAGUUGUCUUUAAUGUAAAUUAUCAAAAUAACAUGCAGGCGAUACAUAUGUAUGUCAAAACUUUAUUUUUCUUAAUAUGAUAUAGUCAUACAAUUCCUCCUGAGAUAAAAGACAGAUUAAAUUCACCGUGUGCAUAUUGACAUUAUAUGUUGCAGUUCAUACAGUUCGCAUUCAAAUUUUGGAGGAUUAAAGCUGCUUGGUUACUGUUAUUUUGACAAGAUACUGCAUGUUUGUCACUAUUACUCACCAUGUAAAUUUCUAUUUGUUUUAGUUAGUACAGUUAUUGUUAUUUGCAUCAUUUUUAAUCCCCUACCGACGAAGUCGAAGGGGACUUUAGGUUUGCACUCCGUCCGUCUGUCUGUCUGUCCGUCUGUCUGUCCUUCUGUCAGUCCGGCAAAUCAGCUUUCCACACUUUUUUUCUUCGUUCUUGAAGAUAUUUGGUAUAUAGUUUUAUCAUGACAAGUUAUAGAUCAAGUUAAAAUUUUAAUUAAGAUUUAAUCCAGAGUUAUGGACCAUAACUCUGGACCAUAUCUAAUGUUAGAGUACUAUGUUAAACCAUAUUUCUGUACAAAGGGAGAUAACUAAUUUUUUAAGACAUGCUUUGUUCAAUUAUUUGAAGAAUUUUUUGGCAGGUUUGUUAGUUAUUUAGUAUAAACUAAUUUUCUGAAUGCUAUAUAUAUCAAAAAAAAAUAUGAAAAGAAAUCCUUUAAUUAGAUAAUAAUCUAUGUUUAUUAUGUAUAUAUUUCAAUACAUUACAUUGUGUAGAUAAAAGUUGUUGACAUUUUAUAGAUAAGUUACAAAAAUAUAUAUUAGUUUGUGACAAAUGAAAGAAUUUUUUUUUUAUUAUAUUUGAUUAUAAUUUGAAAAUAGAUAUACACUGUAUAAUAUAUCAUAUCUAAUUUUAGAGAACUAUUAAUCAUAUCUAAUGUUUUUUUCAUCAUGCUUAUACGAUAUUGAUUGAUAAUUGGUAUAUAGUUUUAUCAUGACAAGUUACAGAUCAAGUUCCAACUUUUGUUUCGGUCUAAUAAUUUUGUGCAGAGUUAUGGUCCUUGGACUUGAAAAAUUCACUCAUAUAAUCAGUUUUCCACACUGUUUUUAGUCAUGCUUGAAGAUAUUGACAUGAUAUAUACUUUUUGUUUACACCAUGGCAAGUUAUAUAACAAGUUAGCAUUUUGUUCCAGUAUAAUGAAUUUUUACCCGGUAGGGGACUAUGUAUUGCCAUGCAAUACUCUCAGAAUGCUUGUUCAUUAUGACUUGGUUUUUCAAUGAAUUGUAAUUGUGUUACUUUUGAAAAAAACUAUUUUAUAAUAAACGACCAUAAUUGUUUUAAAUUGUUUUUUUUUUUAUUAUAAUGUAAUGUGUUUGUAAAAAUAUAUAUAUAACAGCAGUCAUUUCAUGUAUGGACCAUUGUUAAAUGCUUUGCACUCUAUCUUAGCAUUUUAUAAUGUUUCUGAGCUUCAAUACUGUGAUUUUAUAAUAGGUUGACAGAUUAAUUGAAAACUUCCUUGAUGUGAAAUCAUCAGUGUUUAAUAUAAUUUUCAUACUAAUUUUAAAAUUUUACAAUAAAUGUCAACUAAUAAAUAGAUUCAUUUCAAACAAAAAAAUGGGAUUCAGUAUAAAAAUUCUGUUAACACUGUUCAUGUUAUAAUAAUCCAAAAUAAAAAUAUAUAUCAGCU
This is a messenger RNA of Mytilus californianus (California mussel), 5907 nucleotides long. RefSeq lists its product as uncharacterized. NCBI's taxonomy places the organism in Eukaryota, Metazoa, Mollusca, Bivalvia, Mytilida, Mytilidae. The coding region runs from base 269 to 3136 and encodes 955 amino acids. The record is from RefSeq and is a predicted model, not a curated record. Gene Ontology annotation, molecular function: protein dimerization activity. The transcript has 10 exons.